UAUGACGUUGAUGUGGUUUGACCGGUUCGUGUUUCUUGUUUGUCUCUCGGAAAUAAUAAUCUUACUCCAAAACUGCUAAAAUAUAACGCGACAACACACAGCAGAGUAUUCAUAGAGGCAGCCAUGUUUGUUCCGAGCUGUGGUAGCUCGAACGGAGAUUGUCGGACGUGAUGUCACUGAACUCGGAAUUUCCGAGUUCCGAGAGAUAAUCGAACGAACCAAAAUAAUCGAACGCAGGAGAAGUGCUCGACGGUUCGAAUAACAUGCUCUUAGUGCGAUGUCUUUUAACAUCGGUUUGGAUUAAAUAACAGUCUACAGUAAUAACUGGACGGAAACUCCAACGACAAAUAGCCAGCUUUGACAAGAGCGAAGGUCGGCAUAAAGAACAGACAGAAGGAAAUCUAUGGAAGUGGUAGAUCAGGAUGCUGCCUUCGCUCCCUACUGCAGUGCUAGAGGAAGUGUUUUUUAACAUCUCCGCACAUGAAGUGGUCUGCAUCUGCCGACUUGUUUGUCAUCAGUGGAAAGAAAUAGUCGACAGCACCUCCUACUGGAGAGAGAGGUGUCGGCGGGAAGGGCUUAAGCUGCGCGAUCGGAACAAAUGUCCUGAAGACUGGAGCCAGUUUUACAUCUUAAGUAAGAAUAGAAAAAAUCUACUGAAGAACCCCAGGGCUGAUGAAAUGUUCACAGGAUGGAGAAUCAUGUUAAACGGAGGUGAUGGGUGGAAAAUUGAAGAUGUAGCUUUAAAUUUUCCAGAUGAAGGAGUUAAGAAGUAUUUUGUUACUUCUUUUGGGUCUUGCAAGAAAUCCCAACUAAUAGACGUGGUUAGCGAGGGGUAUGGACCACAUCUAAUGGAUGAGAUUCAGCCUGAUAUCGUAAUAUCUGACUGGUUUUCUCCCCGCUGGGACUGUGGAUGUGUCUAUGAGAUUUGUGUUGAGCUGCUCGACCAAGAACAGCGAGUGAUUGAGACGUUCUGUCCAGAUCCAGUAUCUUUCCCUCAGUGGAAUGAGAUGCAGUGGCAGAGGAGUCUCCCUGGGGCCACUCAGCCAGCGCUUUUCCACUGUCGUACAGGAAUAAGGCAGUACCCGAGAGACACUAAUUACGAUGACCCAUAUAUUCCGAGAUUACGGGCCAGGCGUCCGCUUCAUCAGGUUCACUCACGGUGGACAGGACACCCAGUUCUGGGCGGGCUGGUAUGGGAUCCGGGUCACUAAUAGCAGCGUGGAGAUCUCCCCAGCCAUGCUUUCAGAGUGACACUUUCAUCAAGACCAAGCUUUGAAUGUUGGUUUUUGCAGCAUGCGACUGUUUGCAGGUAUCGAGGUCCAUAACUGUCUGUGACCUUCGUCUUGUCUUGCCCUGUUUGAGAGAAUCUCUGUUGUAGUUCAGUGUUCGUUUUCUGUUUCCGAAUGUCUGUGAUGUGAAGUCAAAGGGGAGGGAAAAUGGUAAUGGUGCCCCAUCACGGUUGUAUUUUGGGAUGGGAGAGUUACGUUAUUGGUGAGUUAGGCAACUCGAGGAAUGGCAGAAUGAAUGUCGAUAUAAUCAAAGGGUAAAUCAUAAGUCAAAGGGUAAAUAUAUAAAUCACUAGUUUUACCAUGACAAAAGUAAAUUAUUAAAAUAAAUGUUGUACUCUAGGUCUGCAUUCAAAGGUCUGUUUUUUUUAUUGUCAUAACACUGACAUGUUAAUGAGCUUUUUAAGACACAAUGGCUACAUUUAUAUUAUGUAACCAGUGCAAUAUACCACUAACGGAACUAAACACAUUUGCAACUUGUCAGAUGACAGAAAUAGCUUUCUAUUUCACAAUAAAUGACAGUAACAUGAUA
Molecule: messenger RNA, 1818 nt
Organism: Brienomyrus brachyistius
Lineage: Eukaryota; Metazoa; Chordata; Actinopteri; Osteoglossiformes; Mormyridae
Product: F-box only protein 6-like
Exons: 7
Coding region: 423-1211 (262 amino acids)
Biological process (GO): glycoprotein catabolic process; SCF-dependent proteasomal ubiquitin-dependent protein catabolic process
Cellular component (GO): cytoplasm; SCF ubiquitin ligase complex
Molecular function (GO): protein binding; ubiquitin protein ligase activity
Source: RefSeq, a predicted model, not a curated record